Molecule: messenger RNA, 1090 nt
Organism: Plodia interpunctella (Indianmeal moth)
Lineage: Eukaryota; Metazoa; Arthropoda; Insecta; Lepidoptera; Pyralidae
Gene: Cbp20
Product: cap binding protein 20
Exons: 4
Coding region: 181-666 (161 amino acids)
Biological process (GO): mRNA cis splicing, via spliceosome
Cellular component (GO): nuclear cap binding complex
Molecular function (GO): RNA cap binding
Source: RefSeq, a predicted model, not a curated record
GAUUUUGACAGUUUUGUUUUAGUGUAGACGUAGAAAGAUCAAGCAAGACGCUUUGCAAAAAUUGAAAAUUUUAUUUUAUUGCGGUUUGUUUCCUGAUACGGUAAUGUUAUAACGCCCUUACGAAGCCCUACAACAAAGGGAUCUUCAUUAAUUUUUACUAUAGCAUUAAACUAAGAUAAAAUGAAACGAGGUUAUGAUUCUAUGAACUCUUCAAUUGAAAUGAGUUCCUAUCGUGAUCAACAUUUUAAGGGUUCUAGAAGUGAACAAGAGCGCUUAUUAAGAACUUCAUCCACUCUCUAUAUUGGUAACCUUUCAUUCUAUACUACUGAAGAACAGAUUUAUGAGUUAUUUUCAAGAUGUGGCGAUAUAAGAAGAGUUGUGAUGGGUUUAGACAAAUACAAAAAGACGCCAUGUGGCUUUUGUUUUGUUGAAUAUUAUUCUAGGCCUGAUGCUGAAAACUGUAUGAGAUAUAUAAAUGGAACCAGAUUAGAUGACAGAAUUAUUCGUUGUGAUUGGGAUGCGGGUUUUAUAGAAGGACGUCAAUACGGACGUGGAAAGACUGGUGGGCAGGUUAGAGAUGAAUAUAGAACUGAUUACGACGGCGGACGCGGUGGCUAUGGGAAGAUCAUCGCACAGAAGAUCACUCCAAAUACUUUAGAACGUUGAUUUAAUAUGACAUGAGGUGUUGUGUGUAAAACAUGAUAAGUGUGAGGUAUACUUGUGCAAGACUGUAAUUGUAUUUGAUAGGAUAAUUAAAAAGAUUAGCAUUCGGAUCUGAAUGUGGCAUCACUAUUUAUGCCAGCUCUAUACAUCGGCCAUGAUAGCGACCAAUCAACAUACAGUCAGCAGCACAUCAAACUACCUAAAAUCUUGUUAAUACAAUUUGCCGUCGCUUAGAAUUUUAUGUAAGAUAAAUUGUGGUUGACUGUACAUCGCUUAAGUUUUGCUUGCAACUAUACCAGUAAACAAGGAUUGCAUUACAACUGAGCAAUGUACCUCGCUAUACCGCAAUCGUGGCCGACAAGGAGGAGCUAUAACACUAACUUGUAUCCGCAUUAAUUUUCUACAGUAAAACAUUUUUUUUUUUAAA